GUCUGUCACGGAGUGUCCAAUAUGAUCAAUGUGUGUGUUUGUAUGUGUAAUGUGUGUGUUUGAAUGUGUGUUUUGAAGGUUUUCGUGUGAGCCGUCGUCAUGGUCACGCUCGCACGAACGGCGCUACUUUGUUGCCUGCUGUUGUCGGCCAUCUUGGCGGUGGUUGUCUUCCUCAGCUCUGAGUGGCUCCCUCAAGGUGGCGUUGGAGACUGUGGCCCAGCACACUUCCCAUGCUUGGCAUAUAGUAAAACGCCUCAGCCUCCAUUGGUGGAGCCCGACGAGGCCCUGCCCACAAUCAAGGAGUGUCCCGGCCAAUUGUUUCAGGCAUCACAUCUGCUGCGCUUUUUGGCAUCUAGCGUCUCGGUUGCCGACGAUGUCCUCCUGGAACCGUACCUGCGAAGCUGGGACCAGCUGAUUAUCUUCAUGGAGUCUCUCGGACCGGUGGUCUCAUUCUUCUCUCAGAAGGUCAACGAGAAGAUGGACCUGAUUCGACAACUGGCUCACACACAUGGGCUGAAGGGAGGGGCAUACCGUUCAGUAAGCUCUAUGGUGGAGGCGGAGCUACAAGCGGGCUUGGUGAAUUUUUCCCGCCGAACCGAUUCGGGCUGCAGGACGCUGCUGCGUUUGCAUCGCUCGCUACUGUGGCUCACCAUGACGCUGGACGGCCUGACGCACGUGCCCGACCAGCACGGACACCUAAAGACGCCAGGCGAGCUCGGCAGGGACGCCUACCAGGUAGCGCUAGCACCCCACCACUCGUGGAUGCUCCGGCAGGCCGCAGAGCUGGUCUUCCUCGCCCUCCCGGACCGGGAGUACUUUCUGAAGCUGGUAUGCGCCCAGAAUCAACGUGAGGCGGAGCCCGUCCUCCGCGUCAUUAUCCGCGCUCUCCAGAAGGUCCACACUGCGACCCAGCGCAUUCUGGAGCAGCACGCCAUGCUGGACCUGCCCUGAAGGUGGCCUUCCCGUAUUACGAAAAGGACUAAAUGCUGCCCGGCAUGGAUGAAGAAAGUCAU
Messenger RNA from Syngnathus typhle (broad-nosed pipefish), 1013 nucleotides. It is a transcript of the gene gltpd2a, whose product is annotated as glycolipid transfer protein domain containing 2a. Gene Ontology annotation, molecular function: ceramide 1-phosphate binding; ceramide 1-phosphate transfer activity. The coding region runs from base 100 to 951 and encodes 283 amino acids. Gene Ontology annotation, biological process: ceramide transport; intermembrane lipid transfer. The transcript is spliced from 6 exons. Gene Ontology annotation, cellular component: cytosol; cytoplasm; membrane. NCBI's taxonomy places the organism in Eukaryota, Metazoa, Chordata, Actinopteri, Syngnathiformes, Syngnathidae. The record is from RefSeq and is a predicted model, not a curated record.